AUAAAAAUAAAAAUAAACUCCGGGGUUUCCCCUCAAUUUGCUAGGGUUUACUUCAUCUGUUUACUAAGAAACCGGGAUCUUGAAUACAGCUAGUGCCUGUUCCUUUUAUUUUACUGAUCUAUUUUGUUUGCGGUGAUUUCAAUGGCUAUAAUCAAUCGAAGCAAAAGGGAAAUAGCAGAAUGCUAAAAUAAUAGUAUUGAAGACGACUGGAUCUGGUUCUUAUGCGAUGACUCCGGUGCUACUAUUCCCCGUUCUCUGCCAUUCUUUGGCUAUAUAGAAGCCUCCCCCGCAUCUGUAUAAAUUGAGCUAAGCCCUCCAUCUUCCCUUCCUCAGCUACCUCUCUUCACUUCCGCAGUCCCGCCCACUACACACACCACCAUGACCCAAGCCAAAGUCCUCCGUAUCGGCGUCGCGGGCGCAGGCCGUAUGGGCCAGAUCCACAUCCAGAACAUGCUCGAGAUCCGCCGACUAAAGGUCACCGCCGUCUGCUCCGUCCUCAAAUCCGAGCUCAAGUGGGCCGAGGAGACCAUCGGCGACGGCGUCAAGACCUUUGAAGACUACGACUCCUUCCUCGCCAGCGACCUCUUCGACGCCGUCUUGAUCGUCACUCCCUCUGGCUUCCACAAAGAGCAGGCUAUCAAGGCCAUGCGCGCCGGCAAGCACGUGUUUUGCGAGAAGCCGAUCGCGCCUGACGCCGCCAGCGCCUGGGAGGUUUACUACGAGUCUCUCAAGCAUCCGGAUCUUAAGGUUGCUUGUGGUUUCCCGCGCAGAUACGCGGCUCCCUACGUCGAGGCCCGCAAGCGCAUCGAGCGCGGAGACAUUGGCGACGUAGUCACCUUGCGGUCGCAGACGACUGACCCUUACCAACCCGGCGACUACAUCAUCAACUACAUCAAAACAUCAGGCGGCAUCUUUGUCGACGCCUGCAUCCACGACAUCGAUGCCUGUCUCUUCCUGCUCGGCGCCGAUAAAGUGCCUGAGACCGCCUACGCGACAGGCUCGGCGAACGUGUACCCCAUGUUCAAGGACUUUGGCGAUGUCGACGACGGCGUGGGACUCGUCACAUUCACAUCCGGGGACACCGUCAUGAGCGUCUACGGCUCGCGCAUCAACCGCCACGCGCACCACUCCAUGACCGAAGUUACCGGCACAAAGGGCAAGCUCGUGAUCAGCGGCCAACCGCGCCAGCUGCAGCUCGACAUCAGCGACGCGAACGGCACGCGCAUGGAGGGUCCGCAAUCGCAGAUGGAGCAGCUUGGACCUGCGUUCAAGCAAGAGAUCGAGGCGUUCCGCGACUGGAUCUUGGACGAUGUGAAGCCGAACUUCAAUCUCAAGGAUGCUGCGAAGGCCGUCUCGAUUGGGGCUGCACUCAUGGAGUCGCUCAGACAAAAGAGCAUCGCCAAGAUCGAGCUGCCUGCUACUGCCAACUAGAAGCAGCUUAGAUAGAUAGAGAGAGCAAGUGUACAAUAGAAAUUAAUACAAUUACGGUGAAAAUAAAUCAUU
Myxozyma melibiosi is the source of this 1503-nucleotide messenger RNA. RefSeq names its product oxidoreductase-like protein. Gene Ontology annotation, biological process: NADPH regeneration. Bases 379 to 1431 code for a protein of 350 amino acids. Lineage: Eukaryota; Fungi; Ascomycota; Lipomycetes; Lipomycetales; Lipomycetaceae. Gene Ontology annotation, cellular component: cytoplasm. Gene Ontology annotation, molecular function: oxidoreductase activity; nucleotide binding. The transcript has a single exon. The record is from RefSeq and is a predicted model, not a curated record.